CACCAUCCAAGAUGGUGGACGAAUAACAUAAAAAAUUGUAUAAAAUGUCACUGCCCUUUUCUAGAAAUAUUGCAAGAUGUAAAUUGUUUUUCCGUGUGAAGCAAAUAUUUGCAAAUGCUACCGAAGUCGCUAUAAGAGCAAGAACUACCAUAUCAAAGGAUGCUACCCUAUAUUAUUAUGACAGGAGAAAGUUUUUUCGUCUUGUUGGAUUGGCAUCUUGUAGUCAAAGCGUAUUUUGGAUCUACCUUGCGUACUUUCAAUACACGACCAGGCCACAGAUAAUGGCUGGAAUGGCAGAGAGAGAGAAAAUGAUGAGCUCAGAAAGAUCCGAGAGUAAAAUAUGGAAAGUCGUACAAUUAAUAGAACAAAGUCCUGUAUUCCUGUCUGUAUUUGCUGUUUCAGUAGGAAUGUUUUUAUCUGCCACAGGAUGGAUCUACUGUUUAAGGAAUGUCAACUCAAUCGUACUUACAAAAGGUGGUGAAAUGUUGAAGAUCACCACCCAUACACCACUUGGAGGGACAAGGUCAAUAACCACACCCAUUCGGCAUGUGUCUAGUAUUGCUUCAAGACUAGAUAACAAGAGUCAAAUCCCAUUCAAGAUCAAAGGACACAAAUUUUUCUUUAUUAUAGACAAGGAAGGACAGUUUCUUCAGCCAACACUGUUUGACAAUACAGUCUGUGUAAACAGACACUUAUGAAUGAAUAUUAUUUAAAUUUCACACACAAGUUUAAAGAAAAAUUAAAAGAUAUCCAUUAAUUGUCUA
Messenger RNA from Exaiptasia diaphana, 764 nucleotides. RefSeq names its product transmembrane protein 223. NCBI's taxonomy places the organism in Eukaryota, Metazoa, Cnidaria, Anthozoa, Actiniaria, Aiptasiidae. The transcript has 6 exons. Gene Ontology annotation, cellular component: mitochondrion. The record is from RefSeq and is a predicted model, not a curated record. The coding region runs from base 45 to 698 and encodes 217 amino acids.